This is a messenger RNA of Rasamsonia emersonii CBS 393.64, 438 nucleotides long. RefSeq lists its product as uncharacterized. The annotation marks the transcript as partial. Lineage: Eukaryota; Fungi; Ascomycota; Eurotiomycetes; Eurotiales; Trichocomaceae. The transcript has a single exon. The record is from RefSeq and is a predicted model, not a curated record.
UUUGUGCCGAUUCUUUCAGUUGACAUCUCACACUUCUUUCUCGGUUCUGAAUCUGGCAGUUUUAUUUUUGCCCACCUCGCCAAUUCCUCUUUGCUCGCAAAAGCCAAGGUAAUUGCAACUCCUUUGACAACAGUAAAACUGAGGCGAGCAUCUAGUAUCACGCUAAUAGGGGUCAGCAACAUGAACCCAGUAAAUUGUUUCAGUAUGAGCACAACUAACAUGAUGCAUUCAUUCCUGCUUCCAUAUCUCCUCUUCUGCUGGCUAUUCUCAUACCAAGUCAUAGGCCAUAACCAAGUGGCAUCUAAGACAUGUCUCUAUGUCUUGACCAUAUGUGCAGUCGGUCUCAAGGCUCCAAAAUCACUGAGAAAUAUAUUCUCCCAACUCUCUCGACAAAACAUAUCCCGUGCGCGGUUCAGAUCCCUCGUUGUUGGGUAUUGA